CUAAUGCUCAUCAGAAAGCACAAAACUAAACCACCAAUUAGUGAUUAUAAUCUAAUACCCAAUAAUGGCUCACAAAGCAACCUCCUUCAUUAUGGUUCUAUCUUGUUCAUUUUGCCUAUUCACUCUCAUAAACGGAAUUUCCUACUGCUAUGGCCCAUGCAACGACUUCAACGACUGCGACGGCCAGCUCAUCUGCACCAACGGCAAGUGCAACGACGACCCUGACCUCGGCACUCACAUCUGCCGCUCCCCACCCCCACCACGUAACCACGGAUCCCCUCCCCCACCAAGUGGUGGCAGCGGAACGACCUGCCGCUCCUCCGGCACCCUUCAAUGCGGCACAAACUCCUACCCUCAAUACACGUGCUCCCCUCCGGUGUCGUCCUCCACAAAGGCAAUACUCACCCUGAACGACUUCAGUGAAGGAGGCGACGGUGGUGCUCCAUCUGAGUGUGACGACCAGUACCACCAAAACUCGGAGCCAGUGGUGGCGCUGUCCACUGGGUGGUUCAACAAAGGGGCGUUGUGCUUGAGAUAUUUAACGAUCACCUCAACAAGAACCGGGAGGAGCGUGAGGGCGAAGGUGGUGGACGAGUGCGACUCCGUUCACGGCUGCGACGAGGAGCAUGCAGGGCAGCCACCAUGCCGGAACAACAUCGUGGAUGGAUCGCAGGCGGUGUGGGAUGCUCUAGGGCUGCACUCGAAUGUUGGGGAAGAAAACGUUACUUGGGCAACGGCCUGAAAAUAAUAAUGUUACGUGGAUUAAUUAAUAAUAAUUAAAUAAGGGCAAGCAUAUAUUUAGCUUCUUGUUAUGUUUUAUUUUCGGGAAUUUCAUAGCCAAAAGAAAAUAUGUAAUGUAAUGUAAUGAAUCGGAGUUAAAACAGAGUUCCAGACUCAAAUAAUAUUGGAAG
This is a messenger RNA of Arachis ipaensis, 911 nucleotides long. RefSeq names its product kiwellin-like. NCBI's taxonomy places the organism in Eukaryota, Viridiplantae, Streptophyta, Magnoliopsida, Fabales, Fabaceae. The record is from RefSeq and is a predicted model, not a curated record.